This is a messenger RNA of Rhincodon typus (whale shark), 2450 nucleotides long. Its product is annotated as 5'-AMP-activated protein kinase subunit gamma-1. NCBI's taxonomy places the organism in Eukaryota, Metazoa, Chordata, Chondrichthyes, Orectolobiformes, Rhincodontidae. The transcript has 12 exons. The record is from RefSeq and is a predicted model, not a curated record. Bases 85 to 996 code for a protein of 303 amino acids.
GCUAUUGCUGUCUUCGAAGACUUGGAGAAAUUGAAUUCUUCUGGAGAUGUGAACAACUCCAACCAUGAAGUCUACACUCGCUUUAUGAAGUCGCACAGAUGCUAUGAUCUUGUUCCCACCAGCUCCAAACUUGUGGUAUUUGAUACUUCUCUGCAGGUGAAGAAGGCUUUCUUUGCUCUGGUUUCAAAUGGAGUCCGUGCUGCCCCACUCUGGGAUAGCAAAACACAAAGCUUUGUGGGCAUGCUCACAAUCACAGAUUUCAUUAAUAUUUUACACAGAUACUACAAGUCGCCGCUGGUUCAGAUUUAUGAAUUGGAGGAACACAAAAUAGAAACGUGGCGAGAGGUUUAUUUGCAAGAUUCAUUUAAACCAUUGGUGAGCAUCUCCCCAAAUGCCAGCUUGUACGAUGCAGUUUCAUCACUAAUUAAGAACAAAAUUCACCGUCUUCCAGUCGUCGAUCCAUUGACCGGGAACACACUCUACAUUCUAACACACAAGCGCAUCCUGAAGUUUCUCAAACUCUUUAUCUCAGAGAUGCCCAAACCAGAUUUCAUGUCUAAAACGUUGGAAGAGUUGAACAUUGGAACAUACAAGAACAUUGCAGUGGUGAACAAAAACACUCCCAUUUAUGUGGCUUUGGGAAUCUUUGUGGAAAAAAGAGUAUCUGCGUUGCCUGUUGUGGAUGAAUCUGGGCGAGUCGGGGAUAUCUAUUCUAAAUUUGACGUCAUUAACCUUGCUGCAGAAAAGACCUACAACAACCUGGAUAUUACUGUAACAAAAGCGCUGCUGCACCGCUCUCAGUACUUCGAAGGGGUACUGAAGUGUUACAAGCAUGAAACCCUCGAGACAAUUAUCAACCGUCUUGUGGAGGCAGAGGUUCAUCGGUUAGUGGUAGUUGAUGAUCAUGAUGUGGUAAAGGGGAUUGUCUCGCUCUCUGAUAUUCUACAGGCAUUGGUGCUGACAGGAGGAGGUAAUUCUUCCGAGCUUGGACAGUGAAAGAUGUGUAUAAAGUGCACCUGUAAGAUCAUCCCCACGUUGAGUCCUCACCAGCCUGGAAAUCUUUUGUCUAAGGAUAUGCACCCAUGGCGGCACAAUGUUUUUCACCAUUGCAACGCUGUUACAUAAAAUAGAGAAGGACCCUGGCUACUGCUCACCGUUUCCAUUUUGAUUGAACUUUGAAAUGUUUCUGCACCUUUCUACUUAAAGCCAUUGACUUCUGUGCCCACUGAAAUGAUACUGCAGGUCAGGUCAAAGGAACUGAAUCUUUUGUUCUUCUUAUCCCAUCCUACCUCAGGUGGAUAACUGAGAAGUCUAUUAACAUGACUGAUUAUUUCAUUAUCUGAGCAUCAGUUUUUUUUUGUACUUUGAUUUAAGUUUGAUUAUCUGUUCUAUGCUAGAUAUUGUCCAAUUUAUGUAACUACUCCUGUUAUUCACUGCUUGUUUAAAACUCUGAGCGAUGCCAACAUAAUUACUGAAGAACAGGUUACAUGAAUACUGUGUAAUUGUCUUUUUGACUGAGGUGUUGGACAAUCUAGUACCUGAUUUGUCAGACACCCGCUUCCAAAAAAACAGCUGUUUUUGAUGUAUCCUUUCAUACGUUGCAAUAUGCAGCAUCAUUCACACCAAAAGAUUUUAAGUGGUUAUCUUAACGGUUUGGUUUGCACGGUUAGAUUAUUUUUGCACUUCUGGCUAAAACAAUUUAAGGAUCUGUGCCUCUCCUUCCUGGAGCCUCCCGCUUUGAACCCAGUUAAGAAACUACAUUUCAAUUUAGAGUAUACCUUCCAACAGCAGAAUUCCGUGAAAAUUUCUGCAAUGAUUUCACUACUUAAAGUCACAUGCUAUUGAAGGUAGUUUUUAAUUUCAAAUGAGCCUGUUCUGAAAUGGACAUAAUAAACAAAAUUGAGUUUGGCUUUUCAAAACUACAAACCACUGGGAAGAAUGUCCAGCCUAACACCUCAAAAGUCUGAAGACAAAAGCAAAUUUGAAAUUGGUUGUCAUGAUACUUAAAUAAAUUGUAUUUCUUCAUUCCUAGGAAAAUGGUGAUUGUAGAUGCUAUAAUUCUGGGCUGGAGUCUCUUUUUUGUCACUGAUCAUUUUUUUAAAGUCAUUUUGUUGCUUGUGGAUUUGAGUGUCAGAAAUAUGUUUUACUUUUCAUUUCUACAAACAAAACAAAGUCUGAAUGAAGCUUGGCUUUUGAUGAUAGACUCCUGGAAUGCUGGUGCACCAGGUUGAAAGUGUUGCUGAUGGUUGGAACAUCAAUUUGGAAAAUGUUUGCUUUUGUUACCUUGGAUUCUAGUUGGACCCAGAGUGCAAACGUGUACAAGCCUCACACUACACCAUUUAUGAGAUGUAGCUUUGAUCCAGUUGUGUGCAGUGUGUAUGGUAGUAUUCUUUGCUGAUUUUAGUUUUCUUCUGAUUAGGUGGUAGUUUGCAAAUUGGUGGUUGUGGCUG